Lycium barbarum (goji berry) is the source of this 1356-nucleotide messenger RNA. Its product is annotated as F-box/kelch-repeat protein At3g23880-like. The record is from RefSeq and is a predicted model, not a curated record. The coding region runs from base 11 to 1126 and encodes 371 amino acids. Gene Ontology annotation, molecular function: protein binding. NCBI's taxonomy places the organism in Eukaryota, Viridiplantae, Streptophyta, Magnoliopsida, Solanales, Solanaceae. The transcript has a single exon.
AAGUAUAAACAUGCCUAAAAAAAUGCCAUACAUUCCAAGUGAAGUUAUCUUUGAAAUUCUCCUAAGAUUGCCUGUAAAAUCCCUUUUAAAAUUCAGGUCUGUUUCAAAAUCCUGGCUUUCUUUAAUAUCAUCUCCUCAAUUCAUCAAUAUUCAUCUCAACUUUUCAAGAAAAGAUUUCCCCCACAAACUCCUAAUAUUAGACCGUGACCAAAUUUUAUCUAAGAAAAAAUGUGCCCUCUACUAUUCCCCUGUUUCUAAAAAAAACUCUGCCGUCUGUGUUGAUCUUGAUUAUCCUGUAAAAUCCCCUGGUUGUAAUAUUCCUCAGUUUAUUGGUUCUUGUGAUGGUUUGGUUUGUUUAUUAGUCGAAAAUUCGCUUAUUUUGUGGAAUCCCUCUACUAGAAAAUGGAAAGAGAUUCCAAAAGAAAAAACUCAUCAGAUGAGUCAAGAUUAUUAUUGUACUUAUGGGUUUGGUUAUGACAAGUACAAUGAUGAUUAUAAGUUGGUUUUAUUAUAUAGUUCUAAAAUCAAGAAUAGUGGAAGUGAAGUGAAGGUUUAUAGUUUGAGGACUAAUUCUUGGAAAAAGAUUAAGGGGUUUGUUAGUGGUUAUAUUUAUGGUAAUUCUGGUGUUUUGUUGAAUGGUAUUGUUCAUUGGGAUACUCGUCCACAUCAUGAUUUUAAUGGUUGUUAUAACUAUAUUGUAUCGUUCGAUUUGGAAACAGAGAAACAGGGGAAGAUAGAGUUACCUAGCUAUGAAAAUGAAGAUGUUCAUUGGGAUUUAAUGUCUUCAAGAGAUUCUUUAUUUGGAUUUUGCCAUUGUGAAUCUCAAGGAGAAGUAGAUAUAUGGGUAAUGAAGGAAUAUGGAGUUAAAGAAUCUUGGACUAAAUUCGCUUCGGUUGCCUACUAUGUAAUUCCGGGAAUCUUUUAUUUACCCCUGUAUAUAAAUGAGGAUGGUGAGGUACUACUUAUAAACGGGCAAAGUUUGGUGCUUUUUAAUACGAGAAAUAACACGUACAAGGAUCUUCAGGUUCAUGUACCCGAUACUCAACUUAGAAUUGAUAUGGCUUCCUAUAACGAGACCCUUGUUUCACCGGUUUUUAAUGAUGAAGAUGGAUGCAAACUCUGGUAAGGAAAGGAAACAUUUAUUGUAAAAGUAAAAUCUGGACAUGGUUUCGAAAUCUCUCCUCUUUGUUGUAUGGAGAAGAUUAUAUGAGCUUUUGCAAGAUCUCUUUGUCUGUUUCGUUUUAACUUUACCUAUCAGAAAAUGUAUUUUUUUUGUUGUUGUGUAAGUUUGUACUUGUUAUAUGAAUAUCAAUUCCAAAUGCAAUAAAAUGUUUGGGAUGUCACGUUCGAUCUAGA